GAAGAGGUAAAAACUUGUUGAAUUAGUUGAACUAAUACGUCCAAAUAACCACCUACAACCACCCCCUUCUCUAUUUACAUACCAAAUCGUAUAUUCACCAUAGCCAUGCCUCCUCAAGAUUUCUCCUUCCCAACUCUCCCUCCCGACCCUCUCUUUUCCGGCAUCGAUUCGCCGCCGCUAUGGCGCUUAUCUCCUUCGGCCUCUCCUGCUCAUAAUUCUCCACGCCACAUCAUCGAAACCAAACAAGAAAAUGAAGACAGUGAUGAUCAACAAGAAGAAGACGAAGAAUUUAAAGAUUGUUUUCCACUGCAUAAAUUGGAUCAAAGAAAGAGCUUUUCUUGGGUAGAGAAACAAAUUUCAAAAUUCAACGACGAGCGCGACGAUGAGAGUGAUGCUAAAGAAGAAAAGAUGGACAUGUUAUGGGAAAAUUUUAACGACGAUAAUUCGUCGUUAAAAAGAAGUGGUAGUACUUCAAGAUUUGAUUAUGUUUAUGAUCGUAAUGAUGAUCACGAUCCAAUGACAAAUACAGGAUGUGUUCAAUCUUUAAGAUUGAGCAAGACUGGUACCAAGAAAUCGGCAGCGCCGGGUUUUGUUGUGUUCAUCAAAAUAUUGAAGAAACUUUUCUUGCUUCAUAAUUCUAAUCAUCAUCGUGUUAUUGUUCAGACUCACCGUUCUCGCAACACAAGACCUGUAACUCGAUCAUGGUGAUCCAUUCUUGGAAAUUAAAUGAUUCAAGAAUAAAUCAAAUCUCGGAUUUUUACAAUUCUUUUUCUCUAUUGUCAUUAUAAAAUUAUCAGAUUCGAACAUUCUGCUGCUCUUGAAAUUUAAAGAAUUGAAAUAAGAACAUGAAAGCUCCAAUCAGGCACUGGCCAAGUAGCAUUUUGCUAUGUAUUUUUGGAUUUUACAUUUUAUAAAAUAGUAUUCCAUUUCAA
Messenger RNA from Mercurialis annua (annual mercury), 932 nucleotides. RefSeq lists its product as uncharacterized. The coding region runs from base 106 to 708 and encodes 200 amino acids. Lineage: Eukaryota; Viridiplantae; Streptophyta; Magnoliopsida; Malpighiales; Euphorbiaceae. The transcript has a single exon. The record is from RefSeq and is a predicted model, not a curated record.